Acyrthosiphon pisum (pea aphid) is the source of this 669-nucleotide messenger RNA. Its product is annotated as zinc finger MYM-type protein 1-like. Lineage: Eukaryota; Metazoa; Arthropoda; Insecta; Hemiptera; Aphididae. The coding region runs from base 1 to 669 and encodes 222 amino acids. The transcript has 2 exons. The record is from RefSeq and is a predicted model, not a curated record.
AUGGUCAAUGCGUCUCAGUGCUUUUCUGUAUUAGCUGAUGAGACAACGGAUGUGUCUGUUAAGGAACAGCUUACGCUGUGUGUACGUUUUGUUAAUGGUACUGGAGAAAAUGCUAAGUUAUGUUUAAAUUCUUGCGGAAUUGACUACUCUAAAAUGUAUGGCCAGGGUUACGAUGGGGCAAGUAACAUGUCAGGGAAAUUUAAAAGAGUACAGACUAUAAUACGAAAUAAGUAUCCUAUGGCAUUAUAUGUUCACUGUGCUGCUCAUACAUUGAAUUUGGCAGUGUCUUCAUCAUGUGAACAACAAGAUAUAAGGAACUGUUUAGGUGUGGUAGAAAAAAUGCAUUGUUUUUUUAACACACCUAAACGUCACAGUAUACUUUUGGAAGCUGUUGCUAAUAGCGAUCUCAACCCAUCAUCCAAAUCAUUAAAGCGUUUGUGUGUAACACGUUGGGUUGAAAGAUACACCGCUGUUAAUGAUUUCGUUGAAUUAUUUCCAUGUGUAGUCGAGGCAUUGGAAAAAAUAUCAACCACCUUUAAUGACAAAUCAUCAACUGAUGCCAGUAUGUUACUAAAAUCCAUGGAUUCUGAGUUCUUAACUUCUAUUCAAGUUGUUAAUAAUGAUGGCGUAUUAUUAGGUGGUACUUUCUUAUGGUUUACCUUUGUGUAA